AUGUGGCUGGCGCCACCAAUUGGCAAUUCGUAUCUUCCUUCCAAUUCGCGCAAUGAAGGAACCAAUGAGCCACUUGACCCCGCAAUAGGGGGCGGCUCGGUAGCGAACCCUGACUACUCCGUAUUGAGAAGUGUGGCCCCCAGUACUAGCCCGGUUUGUCUUGACGAGAGCGGCCUAGUCCGUCCUCCCGAGAUGGCGGAAGGCUGCCCAGAAUAUUUAGCUGUCGCUGCCACUCACCGUGGCUGCUCUCGAUAUAUCCAGACUUCUCUUGCAACACAACUAUUGCGGGGAAUACGGACGUGGGAGGACCAGGGGUCAGGACUAGCCCAAACAUCUUCCGCGAAUAGUCACACUGACGCAAGACAGGUCGUUGGGUCCUUUGCAGUUGUUGCCUGGUUCACCGUCAUUCUGACUUUCAUCCCGGCCUGGAAGGAAACGAAGGAAACGUACCAAGAAUGGCGAAACCCCAAGGACCUAAGUCCUACGUCUCAUGGAAAUGGACCAUCUGGGCUGAAGUCGAACGGGACAGAGCUAGUCGAAAGAGGUGCAGCCCAACGCAUUAACCAAGACGCGCCGUCGCAGCUCAGCGACAACGACCACCAAGAUCAAAACGUGAUUCUCUCGAGACGCUCGCCAGGGCGAUCCUACACCAUCUCCGGGGUCCGGAAAGUGAAGCCCAUUAGGUCCAGUGUAAGUGGCACCCAGGCAACCCCGGCAACCGAGGCCAGGCGCGACUAUCAGCGAGUACGUCUCAACAGGAAAGGGUAUGACUACGUCAAGGGGCUCCAUGCCUCGCCAAAACCGGAAUCCCCGUUUGUUGAAAAGAUUCUCAAUGUCCUUGGAGAUCUUGGCGACCUUCAGGCAAUCACGUCACUUGGAAUCAUUAUUUCCGGCAUAGCGAACCGGAACGACCUCACUUUUUACCACGAACAACUAGUUCUUAUCUCAUAUAUGAUGGCGCUUAACUCAUUCUGGGCUAUACGCAUCAAUUACAUGAACGUCGACUCUAAAGACAAUGAGUGGCGGCUGCUAGUGAGACGUUUGGCCAUAUUCGUCUGCAUGGUACUGGCAAUAUACUAUCAGACCUUCGUCUAUCUCCGUGAGGGAAAACGGCAUCUAUGGCCCGAGCCGGACAGCAUUCCGCACAACGACACUGCAGGCUACUGCUACAGAUUCAUGGACCGGGCGAAUCCUUACUUCUCCUUCUACUUCUGGAUUAUCGGUCAGGGGCUAUUCGCCUUCGCCCUAGCCUUGUGUUUGUUUCCAUGUACCAAGCGCUGGAAUGAAAGGUGGUUCAUCUGGACAACGGUGAUAACAUUGCAUCUGUGGGGCGAGAUGAGGGCCUCGUGGGAUACAUUCUUGAAAUCUAAGGAAAAGAAAGGCUGGACAGCGCUACAGACCGCUUUUUGCGAUUUUAGCAUGAUACGAGUCGUGUUUUGUAGUGCCAUGGUUGUUCUGUGGUUCUUGCUGGUGCAGCUCCUUGCUAUCUGGUCGUACGGCGAUGGGUUCUACCCACUAAACUGGUUCUGCUACCUCGCAUUCCUCGUCUGGAAUACGUUUGACCUCAUCACCCUUGUGGCAGUCAACUACCGAAUGGUGGAAGGUAAUGAAUUAACGACAUGGGGCUUCGGUCAGGUCUUGCCGGUCGUGGUGGCGUUUCUGUCUAUUAUUUACUCGCUUGUUGACGAAUUCACCGCUAACGAUACUCCCCGAGCAGAUGCAUCUGAGAAGGAACAAACAAAGGUUAAGAGAACCCAGACCUUAAGGCGGACGGCUGAUCCCGCCCCUGGCGUUGGUGAAGCCUCGGUUGAACGGCAAGGGAGGUUUCUGCCCUCGUCCAUCAAGAAUUGGAAGGGGAAACAUCCACUGUUUGUUUCUACGAAGAGUGUUAAAAACCCGGAGAGAGAUGCAGAGGCAGGAAGGCGGCCCCCAAUAAUUGGGGACGAGACGUGGGAGCCAUCGAGUCAAGCCAGGUCGUAGCAGGCUGCCAGGCCAUUAUUAUAUUUGAGGUGAGCAUCAUGAGCACAAGGCAAUGGAGGAGCUGAGUGUACUCCCAUCCCAGAAGUGGGCCGUCCCAGGCAGCCCAGC
Messenger RNA from Hyaloscypha bicolor E, 2088 nucleotides. RefSeq lists its product as uncharacterized. Bases 1 to 1980 code for a protein of 659 amino acids. The transcript has 3 exons. The record is from RefSeq and is a predicted model, not a curated record. NCBI's taxonomy places the organism in Eukaryota, Fungi, Ascomycota, Leotiomycetes, Helotiales, Hyaloscyphaceae.